Messenger RNA from Pygocentrus nattereri (red-bellied piranha), 7019 nucleotides. RefSeq names its product oxidative stress induced growth inhibitor 1 (gene osgn1). NCBI's taxonomy places the organism in Eukaryota, Metazoa, Chordata, Actinopteri, Characiformes, Serrasalmidae. Bases 181 to 1740 code for a protein of 519 amino acids. The transcript has 6 exons. The record is from RefSeq and is a predicted model, not a curated record.
UGAGACCGCAGCGGAGACUGAGUCGGAUCCUGGAAAGCGAGCGCAGCCGAGCCCAGCCGAGCCAGCGGGACUUCAUUUCGGUUGUGAGAGAGCCAGAGAGCGACCUGGCCCACAGAGCCGGCGCUGAGCAGCCAAACAGCAGCUUCAAUUCAGCGGCGUGACCGCCGGACGGAUUCAGACAUGGACCCGCGCAACAAAGAGCCUCUGUGUGAGGACGUCCUACCUGUGGUGAUCAUCGGUAAUGGACCUUCAGGAAUCUGCCUGUCGUACCUGCUCUCAGGUUACACGCCCUAUCUGUCUCCGGAGGGCUUCCACCCGAACCCAGUCCUGCACAGCAAGCUCACGCAGAACCCUCAUCUGUCUCUGUUUGAACAGGACCUGGAGUACCUGUGCGAAGGUGUGGAGGGCCGAUCGUCAAACCCGGUAGCCGUGCUGUUCGACUCGCUGCUCCUCCCCGACAGUGAUUUCGGGCUGGACUACGCCUCCCCGCUGGAGUGGAGAUACGAACCGGAGAGAGCCACUCCUCACCUGGUCCUGGGAAAAGGUCCUCCGGGCGGAGCCUGGCACGCGAUGGAGGGAUCCAUGCUGACGCUCAGCCUUGCCAACUGGAUGGAGCUUCCAGGCCUGAAGCUGAAGGACUGGAUGAGGGAGAAACGCAGGAACGUCCGUAACGACCGCGCCACGCCUGCUGAGAUCGCCUCCUACUACCAGCACUACGUCAGACAGAUGGGCCUGGAGAGGAGUUUCGCCUGCGGCACCACUGUCACCUCCGUCCGCCGGGGGUCCCUGAGGUCCGGCCGCUCCGUGUGGAAUGUCCAGGGCCUUCAGCGUCGAGCAGCCGAAGGUGAACAGCAGACGGACGCCGAGAUCCCGUUCUCCGUGUGGGCCGAAAACGUGGUCUUGGCCACCGGCACCCAUGACAUCCCGGCACGGCUGGGCGUGGAGGGCGAGACGCUGCCCUUUGUGUGCCACAGCUUCUGGGAGCUGGAGGCGGCGAUCUCCUCUGGGCAUCUGGACCAGGCGUCCGAGCCUAUCCUCGUGGUCGGGGCGGGACUGACGGCCGCUGACGCCAUCCUGGCUGCCCAUCACCUCAACACACCCGUCUACCACGCCUUCCGGCGCUCCGUGGCCGACCCGGCGCUUAUCUUCAACCAGCUGCCCAAGCUACUCUACCCCGAGUACCACAAAGUGCACCAGAUGAUGAGCCAACAGCAGCGCCAGCCCGGCGAGUCACCAGCCGACAUGGUGAGCCAGCGCCUUUCGUCGCCCAGAGACGAGCGGGCGAGCUCUCCCUGCUCCUACCCAGGCUACCUCAGCUUCCCCAAGCACCGUGUCGUCGCCUUCAGACCCGACGGCAAGUGCGUGCUGGAAGGCGAAGGCGGCCGGCAGACGGUCCUGCAGGUCUCCAUGGCGCUGGUAUUGAUCGGCGCCCACCCAAACUUGUCCUUCCUUCCUGAGCAGGGCCGCCCGCUCUCCCUGGAGCCGCACGAGCCCAUCAGCUGCCGGCGGAAUCCUGUCGACGUGGACCCGUAUACGUAUGAGAGCGUGAAGGAGGCGGGGCUUUAUGCCAUGGGGCCGCUGGUGGGCGAGAACUUCGUGCGCUUCCUGAAAGGCGGCGCUCUUGCUAUCGUGUGUGACCUGGCGCGAAAACAGACGAUGCGUGGCCAGAAGAACGUGCAGGAAAGUUCUGCCGGACACUCGCUGAGCUGCCAGCUGUCUAACUGCACUCUGGAUGCUUAGAAAGUAGACAGUGAGGGGCACAGUAUGCAGGAAAUGGGUUCCAUAUAAACUGACUCAAUUGUUGAGGGUCUCAGGCUCGCAGUCUUUCUCAGCUCUGCUCUCUCAGCAGCUACCGCGUACACCACGAGAGAGACGGCACAGCCGGUGCCUGAGGAGAAGAGUGGGGCAUUAAGAGGAGCAUAAUAGAGAGCAUAAUAAGUAUGUUUGUGUGCACUAUACGGCCAAAAUUACCCAGACGGCUACUAAGGUCACUUUGCCCGUAGGCUGGGGGUGGGAGGCGUUGGGUUGUGAGGCAUCCAUCCAGCUCCAUCCAGUACCUGAUGAGUUAGAGUGAUCAAGAACUGUCCGUCCAACAUCAGUACCUGAUAUUACACUUCUUUCAUUGUGUAGAGUUGACCAAACCCGUCCUUCAGUAAACAGAUACAAUAAUACUUUUUAAUGCAAUAAAACGUAAAAACAGAAGUGCAGAAAUAGCAGUUCAGAAAAGUACGACUGCAGUAUAACUACUGCUUAGUACGUCCAGCGUCCAUCAGCAAAGGAACUGCUGUAUAUGUGUGUAUGUAGGGCUCCGUUUUCCUCUUUUUGGAUUCUUUUUGGCUUAAAAUUAAAUGAAAAAGCCCAAGAUAUAUAACAGAACACAUUAAAGGGCCCAUAUCAUUUCCCUCACUUCAGAUUGGCAUUGUUGAAUUCUCAGUACGUAUCGUUUAUUCCCUGGUCAGUACAGUCAAGUACAUAUGGAAACUAUGCUGAAAAAAGAACAGAUUCAAAUUCAGUUUUUGUGAUGUCAUAAAAACUAAUUUACAUGUAUCUGCCUAUUUAGCCUACAGCAGUUUAGCCCUGCCCAUUCAUGCUUGUUCAUGAGUGUUUCAGCCCAGACUGCUUUAUGAAUGAGGUGCAGCCAAUCAGAACAGAGCUCAUUUACAUGUGUCUCUCUUAAAGGCACAGUGACGGCCUGUUUAAAAGCAAUGGUUCUUUUAGGGUUCUUCCGAUUGAUGAAGGGUGUUUUUUAUAUAUAUAUAUUUUUACAGGCUUGACAUUGUAACAGUAGAAGAACGCUUUUUCGUGCUAUACAGAACCCCUUUCAAAAAAUUUCUAUUUAGAACCAUCUACAGCACAUUCUCCAUCAGUCAGAGGAACCAUUUCACCCUUUAAGCAUGAAAUGGUUCUUUAAAUGUUCUUUAAAUGUCUUUAGGAAAGAACCCUUUAAGAACGGUCAUUUUUAAGGGUGUAGGAGGUGGAGAGAAAAUUGUAAAAUUACAGAUUAAUUAUGACUUGUUUUGGUGUAUAAAUCAACAUGAAGUGGAAAAACUAGGAUACGGGCCCUUUAAUCGUGAAAAGUUAAUAGGGUAAUUAAAGCCAAUAGCUAAAACAAAAACUAAUAAAAUGCAGAUUUCUCUAAACAUUAAAGGUGCACCUCCAGCCUCGCGGUUCCUCUGCUGGUAGAUAUCCUGGAUGUGAGCUCACUGAUGCACUUACUGAAUGCAAUCAAAUCCUCACAGCAGUGCCUCACAGUGUCUUUCUAGAAGAGCCGAGGCUGUCACUGUAGUAAACGCCGCGUUAAUGCCGUUCACCUCAGAAGAAGCCCAGAGCUGUUGGUCGUGCAGUGGAGACGCUGUUGAUCGGCUCGGGAGCUCAGACGAGCCGUGCGCUCCGUGCGCUGACUCCGAUAUUCCUGGUUAACGUUUGACUCGCUGCUCAGCCGUACAUGACGCAGAACAGGGUCAGUGGAUCGAGGCGCUGGAACACUUCAGGGAGCAUCACUGUUUAAUAAGCGUGUAAUAAGCGCGGUGUGGCUGUUUAUACGCCUCAUACUUUUACAUGGAAAAUGUAAAUAUUGCCGUUAUGUUUUUAUGAAUGACGCGUUUAUAAAGACUCAGAGGCAGCGAUGAUGGACAGCAUGAGUUCUUCAUGUGAAGAAGAAGCAGAGAUUUUAACUUUGCCAAGCAAAUUUUCUCUUCGUAUCAGUCCUGGUACUGACUUGCCUUCAUUUCCUCAUUUCAGUCAUUUGUUGAAUGUAAGAAACCUACAAACACGUCUCAGACACAAACGCCACACGAGUAAAGUCGGAAAACGUGCUCGCCGGGCCGACACGGAGUCUACAAACGAUCUACUGAAAAAACAUGGUUCUUCAAGGGUUCUGUAGCCAGGACGCUGUUUGUAUAUGGUUCUGUAUAGCACCAAAUAGGGUUCUGCUACUGUUACGAUGCCUUGUUGCAGUAAAAGAUUCAUUUUCGGUGCUUAUAUAGAAAAAAGGUUCUGUGUACAGCACAUUCUCCGUCAGUCUGAAGAACCGUUUCACCAUGCAGAGAGCCAUUUAAGCAUGCAAAGGGUUCUUUGAGUGUACAUGGUUCUAUAUAGAACCGUUUUCCUUGUUAAAGAACCCUUGAAGAACCAAUUUUUCAGAGUCUAGGUUUAUACACAUUAAUACAGUACUGUGCAAAUGUUAUUCUUCAAAACUAGCUCACAAGAUAUCAGGUAUGUUUCUGAAAACAAGAAAUUAUUGCUCAUUUUUACUGAAUUGUAUUGUUUAUUUACAUUUAUUCUAAUGUUAAGUCGUUUUUACAAGCUAAAUACAUUUAAAUGUAUUUUGCCAAAUAAAUGGCUUCAAACUACGUGCGUAGGUACUUUUGCACAGUGCUGUGUUAGAGCUGGGCGAUAUGGUAAAAAUACAGUAUUGUGAUACUUCACGACAUUUUUACGAUGAACAAUAUGUCCUGAUAUUGAAUUUUUCCAGACAUCUGUUCAGAAAAAAGAUCUACUUUAAAAAAAAACACCAUUAAACUGUUAAUGCUGUGAUUUGAAUUCAGUAUUUGUCACAAAAUCCAGUUAAACAGGACUAUUUUUGCUCUGUUUAUACUGAAACAUGCAGUUGGUCCGUGUUCAAGUACUGACGGUAAACAUGUGAUCACACAAAACCUCGUGUCUCCAUUUUUGAGGUUUUUCAGUUUUUGAUGUAAUUUGAAAAUACCUCUCGCCUUUUAUAUUGAGUGUAAAUUCCAUUAUGAAUGGACUAAAAGAAACGACCCAAAAUGACUUGGAAAAAAUUCUGGUUCCAUUGACUUCCCUUAAAAGUAAAGCAGGUUUUUCCUUUUCCUGUAAAGUUCCCAUUUUGGAGAUGCGAGGUUUUGAUCCAACAACAGCGAAAUCCAACAUUGCAAUCUUAUUGAUCACGAUAAUAUUGCCCAGCCGUAGAGCUUAAGGCCUGGAAUGUUAUGGACGUGUUAUAUUCUGUAUAUUAUAUUAUUUUAUAUGUUAAUCGGGUUUGUGUUCGUUCACACUGGCGUUUUCUUUGAACCCUUUAGCUAGGGGACUUUUGUUUUAUAAAAUAAGAGCGUUCUGGCCUCUCCUGGUCUGUAUGAUGUUAUACGUGUCUAAAUGAUGUUGUAGAAAACUUAAUUUGGCAAUGAGAUGUUAAAGAAAUCGAUGGUUCACCAACACAGGCUUCUUACGCAGGACAGUGUGGAGAUGUUUAAAGGCUCGUUUACACAAAGAACGUGAGAAAAUUCAGAAAAUAUUGUAGAAAAUUCAGAAAAUAUUAUAGAAAAUUCAGAAAACACUGCAGAGAAAGUCCUAAAUGUGCUUUGGGACGAGACCAGAUGCAGAUCUGAUCUCUAACCCUGGAGGCGGAUCACAGUUCACAGGGAAUCGAGUGCAGAGGUGAAGCGAUUCGCGCUUACGAUCCGAUUCUUGAUUCUGAGGUCGAGAUUUGAUCGUUGAAAACUGUAAAAAUACAGAUUCUACAUCACAAACACACUUAAAGAUGGUUCUUCAAGGGUUCUUUAGUAAGGAAAAUGGUUCUGUAUAGCACCAAAAAGGGUUCUGUUGUUACGAUGUCAAGCUUGUAACAACAGCAGAACGCUUUUCCGUAAGGUGCUAUAAAGCACAGUCUUCAGCACGUUCUCCAUCGAUCUGAAGAACCAUUUCACCAUGGAAAGAACCAUUUAAUCAUGCAAAGGGUUCUUUGAGUGUUCAUGGUUCUAUAUAGAACCAUUCUCUUUACUACACUCUUAGCAAAAAGGGUUCUUUGGCUUGUAACAGUAGCAGAACCUUCAGGACAUUCUCCUUCAAUCUGAAGAACCCUUUAAUUAUUCAAGGGGUUUGAUGAGUGUUUACUGUACUAGAGAACCCUUGAAGAACCGUCUUUAAGUGCGAACUACAAAGAUGUCCUCAGAGGUUCUGUAUUUCGCCGCUGUCCAAAGAAAAUUUUUUUAUUUUUUAUUUUUACUUUUGUCCAUCGUUUGAUCUCAGCCGUCCGUCAGGCUGUGGGAAAUGUUCCUGGUGGACGGACGGAUAGAAACGCUCCGAAACGGCUUGGAAUGAAGUCUCUCUACGUUACCUCGCAGGGAACGUUAAAGCUUUGCUCUCUGUGUGAAGAUACUGUUCAGUUCCUCUUUCUACAGCAAUGAUAUGACACAAAACAUCUAUGUAGAACUGACCUGCCUCAGAGGAAGCCUCGCCGAGUCAGCUCUAGUUCUGACUGAGCAUCGGCUGUGACGGAUUUACUGAUUAGAUUUACUGAUUAGAAACAGAGCGGCGCAGGUUUACAUGUUUUUAACGCACAUUUUUCACUUCCUGAGAUCAUUACACCCUUAUCUGGAAAGGAAGUCUGGUGAAGGUGUGAGCAGCUGUGGGUUGUUUAGUGGAGAACCCUGUAAAUGCAAAGUGGCUAAAUCAGGAGGUUGUACUGACCGGUUUUGACCACCAGAGGGCCUUACUGCACACUGAUCCUGCAGGCAGCAGCAUUACAUCACCCUAAUGUCUAGUUUUCAAUUUCAGCUCAAUAAAUCGAACAAGAAGCCUAAAUGACCUCCGAGCCUCUUAGCGGAAUGUUGAUGACGAUUUAUGGUCUUGGGCCAAAUUCCUGUUUGCCACUGAAUCAUUAGAGGCCUUAAUGGGAUACACUUUACCUUCACCUGAGAGUCGGAAUAACAACACAAACUACACGUUAAGAUGCUUUUCAUGGGUUAUUUUCCCUGUAUGCAGUAGUGUUGUGUACCACUUCACAGAAGCAGCUUUCUUUUGUCAUUUUUAAAGAAAUACUUUAUCUAAAGAGCACGGUGAGCCAGAAUAACACAUUCCAGAUGAGAUUUUAUAACGUUUAUGAGGUGUCAUGUUUAUGGGGAAUGACAUGCAGUCCCAGCAGAUUGUCACCAGCUUCAAAAUGUCAUUUAAUGUCCAUGUAUUGUGACGAUUGUGGAGCUCAUGCACUGUUAAUGUGAAUGGACUGUACUAUAAAAAAGCCACUAAAAUUGUAAUAAAUUAUCAUGUUUUUCACUAAA